GCAUCGGGUUAAAAACCCAAUCCAACCCAAUUCUCCCCUGACAGUACAAGCACGCUGAUCUUCAUUCUUCAUCUCCCUUCGCUGAAGCCGAGCGCCCUUCACACUCGAACCGGGCGAUUCGUUGGAACAGAGGAGCUUUUGAAGUCAUCAAGCGACAAUGUUUGGUUCCACCAACCCAUUCGGGCAGUCAUCUAGUAGCCCGUUUGGGCAAUCAUCCAAUAGCCCGUUUGGACAGUCACCUAGCAGCCCUUUUGGGUCCCAAUCAGUUUUUGGGCAGACUAACAAUGCAAGUAGCAAUCCAUUUGCUCCUAAACCCUUUGGCAGUACAUCCCCUUUUGGUUCACAAACAGGGGGUUCCAUUUUUGGUGGCACUUCUACUGGCGUGUUUGGUGCAACCCAAACUUCUUCGCCUUUAUCAUCGACACCAGUGUUUGGUGCUUCAUCAAACCCAGCUUUUGGAAGUUCAACGCCUGCUUUUGGAGCAACAUCGACUCCUGCCUUUGGUAGUUCAUCAUCAUCAUCAUUUGGCGGUUCUUCUGUGUUUGGCCAGAAGCCUGCUUUUGGUGGUUUUGGAUCCACUGGUACCCAAACUAGCCCCUUUGGAAGUUCAUUUCAACAGUCACAGCCAACAUUUGGGAGCAGUCUUUUUGGUUCUACUCCUUUCGGUGCACCUAGUCAGCCUGCUUUUGGUGCUUCAAGUACUCCGGCCUUUGGUUCAUCAAGCUCAUCAGCCUUUGGCGGCACAAGUGCACCUGCCUUUGGUGCCACAAACACCCCAGCCUUUGGUUCUACUGCAACCCCAGCAUUUGGUGCAACCGGCACUGCGUUCGCUGUAUCUAGUUCCCCAGUUUUUGGAUCAAGCACUCCAUCAUUUGGUGCCUCUAGUACUUCUGUAUUUGGGUCAUCAAGCACUCCAGCAUUUGGUGCCUCAAGCACUCCGGCAUUUGGUGCCUCAACUACUUCGGCUUUUGGUGGUUUGAGUACUCCUCCAUUUAGUUUUGGGUCCACUCCAGCAUUUGGCCAAUCAAGCAGCCCAUUUGGUACAACUACAUCGCCCUUUGGAGCUCAGAGUGCACCAUUUGGAGCCCAGGCUACAACACCAACAUAUGGGAGCUCUGGUUUUGGACAGUCGGCUUUUGGAGGCCAUCGAGGGGGAAGUAGAGUGGCUCCUUACACGCCAACUGCUGAGUUAGAUAGUGGCACAGGUACACAGCCUGCUGGAAAGCUGGAGUCAAUAUCGGCUAUGCCUGUGUAUAAGGAUAAAAGCCAUGAAGAACUUAGAUGGGAGGACUAUCAAUUGGGUGAUAAAGGAGGGCCAAGUGCUGGUGCAGUUGGAUUUGGCGCUUCGACUACACAGUCAAGUCCAUUUGCUUCUUCGUCAACAUUUGGUCAGAUAUCUGUGAAUCCCUUCUCAUCAUCAGCAUCUUCCAACCUCUUUGCUCCAAAAACCCCAGCCUUUAGCAGUUCUGGCUUUGGAUCCACAUCUACUCCUGCAUUUGGUUCUUCACCCUUUGGGACAUCAUCGACAUCUAACCCUUUUGGGUCAACUUCAUCAGCAACACCCUCCAUAUUUGGUUCAACUCCUGCAUUUGGAGCCAAUAUCUCCCCAUCUCUUUUUGGAUCAUCAAGCUCAUCUGCUUUUGGAUCAUCAACAUCUGUUUUUGGUUCUUCAUCAGCUCAGGCAACAACUCCAUCAUUUGGUCCUGGCUUAAGUUUUGGCAACACACAGUCAUCCCCACUGUUCCAGUCAACUACACCUUCACUGGGACCGGCAACUCCUGCUUUUGGACAGACUACCUCCUCCUUUGGACAGAGUACUCCAGCUUUUGGGCAAUCAAGUAUAUUUAGUACACCUUCUACUGCAUUUGGGGCGAAUUUGUUUUCGAGCACGCCAUCCCUGCUAACUACAAGCAACCCAUUAGGGUUUGGUCAAACAACCCCGUCCAUUUCAACACCCUAUCAAGUGGCUCAACCCUCUCAGAGUACAGGUGCUUUUGGCUUUAGCAACUUUGGUCAGAUGCAAGCAGCUGGUACAAGCGGCCUUGGUGGCACGCCAAGCAUCUUUGGUCAGAAUACUUUUGGACAAUUGUCUGUCAGUCAGAGCUCUGCAGUUGCACAACCAGCCCCUGUUAUGAAUCCUUUUGGAAUUCUACCAGCGAUGCCUCAGAUGUCAAUUGGUCGCACAGGGAUAUCACCUUCUAUUCAAUAUGGAAUUUCUAGCUUGCCUGUGGUUGACAAACCUGCUCCUGUUAGGAUAUCAUCAUUGUUGACUUCUCGGCACCUUUCUCAAAGGCGGAUUAGGUUGCCCAUAAGGAAAUAUCAACCUAAAAAUAAUGGUCCAAAGGUACCAUUUUUUAGCGAUGAUGAAGAGACAACCAGUGCACCUAAGGCGGAUGCUCUUUAUGUUGCCAGGGAGAAUCCAAGAGCUUUGGUAAUUCGCCCCUUGGAACAGUGGCCUUCUAGAGCAAAUCCAGACAAAACAGCACCACCAAAGGAUACAUCCACUCCACCUCAUGCGAAUGGUAAAACGUCUGAAGCAGCUUCUACCCCUAAUUUGUAUGGGUCAAGUGCAGAAGAUAAAGAUAAUGGUCCAGUUGAAAAUGGCCUUGUCAAAGAACGACUUCAUACUGCUAAUCUAAACCCGAAACCUAAUGGACUCGAUGAUGAUCAUUCUAUCCAGAGAGGGGAUUCAUACAUUACACUUACUGGCCACCGAGCUGGUGAGGCGGCAAUUGUUUAUGAGCAUGGGGCUGACAUUGAGGCACUGAUGCCAAAACUCCACCACUCUGACUAUUAUACAGAACCUAGAAUCCAGGAACUAGCGGCAAAGGAAAGGGCUGAACCAGGGUUCUGCCGCCAUGUGAAGAACUUUGUGGUUGGACGGCAUGGUUAUGGUAGCAUCAAGUUCAUUGGGGAGACGGAUGUAAGACGACUUGAUCUUGAGUCCCUUAUCCAGUUUAACAACCGGGAGGUGAUUGUGUAUGUGGAUGAGAACAAGAAGCCUCCUGUUGGACAAGGACUUAACAAGCCUGCUGAGGUGACGCUUCUCAACAUAAAAUGUUUUGAUAAAAAGACUGGACAGCACUAUACGGAGGGACCAAGAAUUGAUAAGUACAAAGAGAUGCUCAAAAGAAAGGCUGAGGAUCAAGGUGCUGAGUUUGUGUCCUAUGACCCCAUCAAAGGAGAAUGGAAGUUCAAGGUCAACCAUUUCAGUGAGUACAGGCUUGACGAUGAAGAUGGCGAUGACUGACAUACAUGCUCCUCCGUUUUGCUGGGCUAAAUGGUAGACAUAUUUUGUUUUUAGUGGAUGGUUUUUUUCUGGCCUUUGCAGUGUGUAAAAAAAUUAUCAGGAAAUUUGUGGUAUACUAAUCUAAGUAUGUAGUGGGAUCGUCUGUUCAUCAAAGGGGCUGUUUUGGUUUAAGUUCUAUUAUUCUUUGUUGUUGUAUUGUGUUUUUUUUUUUGCCUUAUUCAUUCCCAGUUUUUGUAAGCCUUUUAAUGAUCUUGGUUUCAACUGUUAUGGGAAGAUAAGAUAGAUGCGGUUGGUUGUUUGUAAUACUAAUUGCAUAGGUAUUUAUCUUGUUUCUAUUGCAGUAGUUAGAGUGGUACCUUAGGAAGGAGCCUAUUCUGUUGGUUUGAG
Molecule: messenger RNA, 3637 nt
Organism: Ilex paraguariensis (yerba mate)
Lineage: Eukaryota; Viridiplantae; Streptophyta; Magnoliopsida; Aquifoliales; Aquifoliaceae
Source: the annotation of a GenBank genome assembly